CGUUGGAGUCACAAACAUUAUUGGAGUCAUACUUUUAGAGGGAACUCAUAAUAUACAAUAUCAACGUCAAAGCAUAAUGUCAUUGGCAUCAAAGUGGAAUUUACUUUGUUUGUGUUUUAUCGUCCUGAUUUUCGUGCUAGUUUAUGGCUUUCUGCAUUUCAAGUUGGAAUUUAUUGGUGAUCCAAGAACAUCUCUACAUGAAUUUUUUUCUCGAGCGUUCCGUGGAGAAGAAAACACAAACUGUUCACUUGAUUUCUCCAAUCAAUGGUCACGGAUACACAAAGCUCGCACAGACUGGCAGAGCAUUUUAAAACCAUGCAAGGACCAGUUAAUAUGGGGCACGCACAAAUCUGGUUGGGGUGAAUUUAAUCGAAGCUCUGGAAAAAAUAGUUCAAUUGGUUAUAUGGACAUUCGACCUUCUGGACAGUUUUCACGAAUUUUCAUAGAAAGUCGAAAUGCAAAUGGAGACCUAAAGACAAUUGGAGGUGACAAUUGGAUAGUGUAUUUUAUUGGACCGUCUAAUGUCGCAGCAACAGUUUUUGAUCACGAAAAUGGCACUUAUGAAGCAAUUGCACUUCUUAUGGAAGCUGGAACUUAUACUGUUCAGGCUUAUCUUGAAUACAGUCUUUGUGAUGGGCUGCGGGACCCACCAAGCAACUGGUUUAUAUUAGGAAACGGUCAAGGCCGAAAUCAACGCAGUGGUAUAAUUGGGGACGUAACUCAACAUAUUCAUGAAAGUCUUGAGGCUGCAGAUAAUAUUGAGUUCAAAGUACACUCUAAAAAAUGCACAACAAGACAAGCAGGCAGUCUAAUAAAUGAAACAAAAUGCAAAAAGACUUGUCAAUGUCUUAAUGAGAACUUUGGACGAUGGAAAAACAAUACGUGGCAACCAUUUUACUCAGAUGAAUGGAAUAUCAAUUUGGAAGUUUCUAAAACACGACCAAAAAAAGUCAACAAAGGAUACCUGUUUAUAUAUGGAGAUUCUGUUUCUUUCCGCUUUUGGGGUUCUAUUAAACGAAAAGAUGUUUGUAGGUCUUCAUUCAAAGCUUGCAGAGUUUUUCGCCAAUGGAUAUAUCCUAUUGGAAACACUGAGUUUUUAAAAAUGGACGACUACGACUUUCGUCCCAACAUUGUCAUAUAUUACAUAAAAAAGGUUCUAGGAAGUGAACUAAUAAAAAGAAAGGAAAACGUGUUUAUGUUAAACUUUGGACUUCAUUACGUACGAAGUGUUAAUUUUACGACAUUUAAAAAGCUUGUUGAUGAUGUAAUAGUUGUGUUGCAGAACCGUACAAAGGAGCUCAAAACCAAUGCAACAUUUGUUUGGAAAACUACAACAGCAAUCCGUCAAGGACUUAGACACAACACUGCCUGGAGGUUUUACACACAACAGAUGAAUGGAAUAUCAAUUUGGAAGUUUCUAAAACACGACCAAAAAAAGUCAACAAAGGAUACCUGUUUAUAUAUGGAGAUUCUGUUUCUUUCCGCUUUUGGGGUUCUAUUAAACGAAAAGAUGUUUGUAGGUCUUCAUUCAAAGCUUGCAGAGUUUUUCGCCAAUGGAUAUAUCCUAUUGGAAACACUGAGUUUUAAAAUGGACGACUACGACUUUCGUCCCAACAUUGUCAUAUAUUACAUAAAAAAGGUUCUAGGAAGUGAACUAAUAAAAAGAAAGGAAAACGUGUUUAUGUUAAACUUUGGACUUCAUUACGUACGAAGUGUUAAUUUUACGACAUUUAAAAAGCUUGUUGAUGAUGUAAUAGUUGUGUUGCAGAACCGUACAAAGGAGCUCAAAACCAAUGCAACAUUUGUUUGGAAAACUACAACAGCAAUCCGUCAAGGACUUAGACACAACACUGCCUGGAGGUUUUACACACAACAGAGAUUAACGCUUUUCGACGCGUACGCCAUGUCAGAAAUGUGUAAAGCUGGUUUCUACGUAGCUGACGUGUUUCCACUGAGUGCAUCAUAUUUACCUGGACCAUUUGAUUCUACUCAUUACCGUGACAAUGUGUUUGAGUCGUUGGGAAGAGAUUUAGAGCUUUUUUCGAUUGCUGGUUUGGAUUAUCAACCAACAAGGGUGUGCAUUGAAUAAGACUUUCUCACAAGUACAGACAAUCAAACGUAUUUUUCUUAAAUUUAUACAUGUUCUAUCUUACAACUAAUACUAGUGCUUAUUAAAAUGUAUCAAUUGAUACCGUGCAAGUGCACAUAUCUUUUUGAUUAAUACAAAAUAACUAGUGCAAAAA
Molecule: messenger RNA, 2243 nt
Organism: Xenia sp. Carnegie-2017
Lineage: Eukaryota; Metazoa; Cnidaria; Anthozoa; Malacalcyonacea; Xeniidae
Exons: 7
Coding region: 77-2089 (670 amino acids)
Source: RefSeq, a predicted model, not a curated record